Molecule: messenger RNA, 595 nt
Organism: Drosophila pseudoobscura
Lineage: Eukaryota; Metazoa; Arthropoda; Insecta; Diptera; Drosophilidae
Gene: Tpl94D
Product: Transition protein-like 94D
Exons: 2
Coding region: 128-421 (97 amino acids)
Biological process (GO): spermatogenesis; sperm DNA condensation
Source: RefSeq, a predicted model, not a curated record
UACAGAAGAAAGUAUGCUUUGACAUAGUGCACAUUCUUUGUGGGUAUUUAUCCUCAUUUCAAAACUGAACUGAGUCUUGCCUCAAAACAAUUAAAUUCCUUAGUAUCAAAAAUAUCUCGUCUCCAUCAUGGGCAAUUACCUGAGCAAACCGAAGGGCGAGACAGGCGCCAAAAAAAACAUCGGCUUUCGGCAAUUCCUAAGAGUCUACAAGCGGAAGCACUCGCAGAUGUCGCCGGGCCAGUGCAACGUAGAGGCUGCCCGGGCCUGGGGAAAGCUCUCCCCAGCUCAGAAGAUGAGAUUCGUCCGUUCGGCCAGCCCAUAUACCGGCAGCAAGGCUAGGGCCAGGCAUUGCCUCAACAAGGAGACCAAAAAUGCCGUCAACAUUCUCAAAUCUGCGUCAAGUCCUCCAGACUUGGAUUAAAACGAAGACUCUCCGAGCGUGAGCUAAACGAGCAAGGACUCAAAUGCCAGGAUGCCAGGAAGUGGCCCUACCACUGGACCUACCACUGGUCCAUUGCACCUGUUCGUCGCCGGGAAUGCUCAAGGAACACCGCAAUAGAAAUUCUACCAAAUAAAACACGCUAUUCGCAAUAAA